AUGGAUCAACAGGUUUUAGAAGUGGAUUCAGGAGAAAAGCGUCUCAAUGAGCUCGGAUACAAGCAAGAAUUGAGAAGGGAAAUGACACUGUUCAAGACACUUGCAAUAACAUUUUCAUGCAUGUCAGUGUUCACUGGUACACCCCUCUACGGCCAAAGUUUGAGUUAUGCAGGUCCUGCAACUUUGAUAUGGGGUUGGGUAGUUGUCACAUUCUUCACUUGGUUUGUCGGAAUUGCCAUGGCUGAGAUUUGCUCUUCUUUUCCGACUACAGGUUCUCUCUAUUUCUGGGCUGCUCAUUUGGCUGGUCCCAAGUGGGGCCCAUUUGCUUCAUGGUGCUGUGCUUGGCUCGAAGUCAUCGGUUUGAUAUCUGCAAUAGGUGCUCAGGCAUUUUCCGGAUCGCAAACAUUGCAGAUGAUCAUUCUUAUAGCCACAGGGAACAACAAGGGUGGUGGCUAUUUUGCAUCAAAGGGUGUGUUUUUGUGCAUGUAUUUGGGUCUGAUCAUCAUUUGGGGAGUCCUAAACACCUUUGCAUUACAAGUGAUAGCAAUUCUCAACAUAAUCUCCAUAUGGUGGCAGGUACUUGGUGGUGUGGUUGUGAUUAUAAUGCUUCCUUUGGUGGCUACUUCAACACAAACAGCUUCUUAUGUCUUCACUCACUUUGAAACAUCACCCGAGGCAACUGGAAUAUCUAGUAUACCUUAUGCAGUUAUUUUAUCAGUGCUUCUGAGCAACUACUGUCUAUAUGGCUAUGAUGCUGCAGCUCAUCUUACAGAGGAGACCAAAGGUGCUGAUAGAACUGGUCCAAUAGCUAUUUUAUCUAGUAUUGGGAUUGUAUCAUUGGUUAGUUGGGCUUAUUACUUAGCUCUCACAUUCAGCAUAAGGGAUCUGGACUAUUUAUACAGUGCAGACAAUGAGACUGCUGGUGUAUCUGUGCCAGCACAGAUCAUAUAUGAUGCAUUCCAUGGAAGAUAUCAGAAUUCAACUGGAGCUGUGGUAUUUCUAUGCAUUAUAUGGGGUUCUUUUUUCUUUUGUGGGUUGUCUGUUGUCACUAGUGCUGCCCGAGUAGUUUAUGCUAUAUCAAGGGAUAAAUGUAUCCCAUUUUCACCAAUCUGGAGGAAAGUAAACCAGAGGAACAAGGUUCCAACAAAUGCUGUGUGGCUUUGUGCUACCAUUGGUAUGCUGCUUGGAUUACCUAUCUUGAAACUUGAAGCAGUAUUCACAGCCAUUGUUUCCGUUAGUACAAUCGGCUGGGUGGGAGGUUAUGCUGUACCGAUAUUUGCUAGGCUGGUGAUGGCCGAAGAGAACUUCAAACCAGGACCCUUCUACUUGGGUAGAGCAAGCAGGCCGGUUUGCUUUGUGGCCUUCAUCUGGAUAUGCUAUACCUGUUCAGUGUUCCUAUUGCCAGUCACAUACCCUCUUAAGUGGAAAAAUUUCAACUAUGCACCAGUUGCUGUUGGUGUUGCUUUGGCACUAGUAAUGUUUUGGUGGGCUGUGGAUGCAAGGAAAUGGUUCAAAGGACCUGUAAGAAACAUCGAUGAACAAAAUGGAAACAAGUAGAAACAGGAUGUUAAUUCAAUUUUUCAUAAAUGAAACACAUUCUCCACUUGUUAUAGCUUUGUAAUAUUUAGCCAUGCAUUGGAGUACUAUUCCUAACCCAACUUCAUAUUCUGUAACAAUACAGAUCAAAGCCAAAAGAAAACAUAAUAUCUGUCCCAUGGACACAAGGCAAAAAUGGUCCACAGAUGAUUGCUACUUCAGAGUGUCUCGGUUAAUGUCUUCAGAUUGUG
Fragaria vesca subsp. vesca is the source of this 1787-nucleotide messenger RNA. RefSeq names its product amino-acid permease BAT1 homolog. The record is from RefSeq and is a predicted model, not a curated record. The coding region runs from base 1 to 1557 and encodes 518 amino acids. The transcript is spliced from 7 exons. NCBI's taxonomy places the organism in Eukaryota, Viridiplantae, Streptophyta, Magnoliopsida, Rosales, Rosaceae. Gene Ontology annotation, cellular component: membrane. Gene Ontology annotation, biological process: transmembrane transport; amino acid transport. Gene Ontology annotation, molecular function: transmembrane transporter activity.